Messenger RNA from Salvelinus sp. IW2-2015, 2461 nucleotides. Lineage: Eukaryota; Metazoa; Chordata; Actinopteri; Salmoniformes; Salmonidae. The record is from RefSeq and is a predicted model, not a curated record.
AUGAUUGAGUUGGAGGCGUGCAUGAAGGGCAAAGGACUAGCCAAAACCAAAACGGACGCAGCGCUGAUGUACGACGCGGUGCACGUGGUAGCGGUGGCAGUGCAGCAGUCGCAGCAGAUCACUGUCAGCUCGCUGCAGUGCAACCGCCACAAACCCUGGCGCUUCGGAGGGCGCUUUAUAAGCCUCAUCAAAGAGGCCCAUUGGGAUGGCUUGACUGGACACAUCCUCUUCAACAAAACUAACGGAUUGAGGACAGACUUUGACCUGGAUGUAAUCAGUCUAAAGGAGGAAGGACUGGAAAAAAUUGGAACAUGGGACCCUCCCAGUGGGCUGAACAUGACAGAGGACCACAAGAGCAAGACGUCUAACAUCACUGACUCUCUGGCUAACAAAUCCCUCCGCGUCUCCACCAUACUGGUGGAGCCCUAUGUGAUGUUCAAGAAGUCCGACAAGCCGCUGUACGGAAACGACCGCUUCGAGGGCUAUUGCAUCGACCUGCUCCGCGAGCUCUCGGGGAUCCUGGGCUUUCACUAUGAGGUGCACCUGGUGGAGGACGGAAAGUAUGGGGCGCUGGAGGAGAGCACGGGCCAGUGGAAUGGCAUGGUCAGGGAGCUCAUGGACCACAAAGCAGACCUAGUGGUGGCUCCUUUGGCCAUUACCUACGUGAGGGAGAAGGUCAUCGACUUCUCSAAGCCCUUCAUGACCCUGGGGAUAAGUAUCCUCUACCGCAAGCCCAACGGAACCAACCCGGGUGUCUUCUCCUUCCUCAACCCCCUCUCACCCGAUAUCUGGAUGUAUAUUCUGCUGGCUUACUUGGGUGUCAGUUGUGUGCUGUUUGUCAUAGCCAGGUUUAGCCCGUACGAGUGGUACAACCCCCAUCCGUGCAACCCAGACUCGGACGUGGUGGAAAACAAUUUUACGUUGCUCAAUAGUUUCUGGUUCGGCAUCGGGGCUCUCAUGCAGCAAGGCUCAGAACUCAUGCCUAAGGCCUUGUCCACCCGGAUCGUGGGGGGCAUCUGGUGGUUCUUCACCCUCAUUAUCAUCUCCUCCUACACGGCCAACCUGGCUGCCUUCCUCACCGUGGAGCGCAUGGAGUCACCCAUCGACUCGGCCGAUGACCUGGCCAAACAGACCAAGAUCCUGUACGGAGUGGUGGAGGACGGAUCUACCAUGACCUUUUUCAAGAAGACGAAGAUCUCCACUUACGACAAGAUGUGGGAGUUCAUGAACAGCCGGCGAACGUCUGUGAUUGUGAAAAACAUAGACACGGGCAUCCAGCGCGUGCUCACCUCCGACUACGCUUUCCUCAUGGAGUCCACAACCAUUGAGUUUGUCACCCAGCGCAACUGCAACCUUACCCAGAUAGGGGGCCUCAUCGACUCCAAGGCCUACGGAGUGGGAACACCCAUGGGGUCUCCGUACCGGGACAAGAUCACCAUAGCGAUCCUGCAACUGCAGGAAGAAGGGAAGUUGCACAUGAUGAAGGAGAAGUGGUGGAGGGGAAACGGCUGUCCGGAGGAUGAGAAGAAUAAGGAGGCCAGCGCUCUGGGGGUGCAGAACAUCGGGGGUAUCUUCAUCGUGCUGGCCGCAGGGCUGGUGCUGUCUUUGUUCGUGGCCGUUGGGGAGGUCCUGUACAAGUCUAAACAGAACGCAGAGCUAGAGAAGCGCUCUUUCUGCAGUGCCAUGCUGGAAGAGCUACGUGGCUCCCUGAAGUGCCGGCGGCGGCUCAAGCAGAAGCCGCAGCCACCAGUCAUCGUCAAAACUGAGGAGGUCAUCAACAUGCACACAUUUAACGACAGGAGACUGCCAGGCAAGGAGACCAUGGCGUGAUUGGGGUCGAAGGUCAAAAAUAGCCCUGAAAAGGUUCAAACACCCAGAAGAUCUGGAGGGAUUGAAUGAACGCUAAUGUAACGUUAACGUAACCUGAAACUAUAUUGCGUUGGCCCCCAGCUUUGGCAGUAUGGUAGACAUGUUUCCUGUGGAAAUYUAGAUGUGUGGACAUGACUGGAGAUGAUGCGUCACCUCAUGGUGGCCAACAGUUUUCGAGAGGGACUUUUGCAGGGGACAAGUUGAAGGAUUGUGAGAAUGAUGGGAUCUUUGAGAUGGAUCUCGAUAGGGACUCGAAGAGGAGAACUCAAAAUGUGCAUGUCUGUUGAGACUGCCUUUGAGUUCACUUCACAGUCGGGGACUUCGCACAGCCACACAUGCACACACACCUGUUCAGAGCAUCACACUGUAUCUUGAGACCCCAAGAAAUGAGUUGAUGUUGUUUUUUUCUGUUGAUGUUGUUUUUUUCUGUUGAUGUCAAUUACACUUUUGUCAAAUCUCCAUGUGUGUGUGUCCAGUUGAUAAAAAAGGAGCUCAUGUAACAGGGCGUUAUAAGGAAUGUUAAAAAGUGCCAAAAUGUUGAAUUAAGAACUGUAUGAAGAAAAUAGAGAUGAUAAAAUAUGUAUUUAUUUCA